Aedes aegypti (yellow fever mosquito) is the source of this 4466-nucleotide messenger RNA. RefSeq lists its product as uncharacterized. The coding region runs from base 456 to 3911 and encodes 1151 amino acids. Lineage: Eukaryota; Metazoa; Arthropoda; Insecta; Diptera; Culicidae. Gene Ontology annotation, molecular function: protein phosphatase 2A binding. The transcript has 7 exons. Gene Ontology annotation, cellular component: endoplasmic reticulum. Gene Ontology annotation, biological process: negative regulation of phosphorylation. The record is from RefSeq and is a predicted model, not a curated record.
AAAGCAACACAACAAAAUCGGGAGAUUGCGUCGCGACGUCCCCUCAGAUCAGAAGUUUUUCUCGUUCGAAGACGACACAUCACUGUCACGAUAUUCUGCAACAGAAGAAAAAAGCUGUGUUUUGUUUGUUGUUUUCUCUAUGCGGUGAAAAACAGUUUCCUCUGGGUUGUAAUUGUGGAAAAGUGCAGUGCAAAUCAGGGUGAAGAGUGAAAAAUCCGGAGACAGGUUUUCUGGUAAACGUGAGGACAAAAGCGGAGACAUUUUUGGUGGGGUGACAUCUUGCAUUUUUUUUUUUCGCUGCCCCAUCAUUCGUCGCGAUAGUACGUGUUCUUCUGCCCCCGUUUGGAAGCUGGUAGUAACUUGGACGUGGCCGGUGUAGAGGCGGAUGCAGCGGGAGAUCCCAUCAGCUGUCCGAUCAGCAGAAGCCGACGGCCGUUUCUGGAAGAGCAGUCAUCAUGGAGUACUACGCAAUUUACCUGCCGUACAAGGAACCGGAGCUGUCCGUCAAGAGCUUCUACAACGAUAAGGAGGAGGCACUCAAGGUGCUGAAAUCGCACAAGGAAGCCCGCCUGAAAGCGUUCCGCACCAGCGAGGAGGCGGUCUAUUUCUAUCUCAAUGGGCCAUCGGAUCCGGUGCCGUCGACCGCGCCCAAAUCACCGACCAGCACAACGUCCAAACUGAAGCUCGAAAAGACCCCGUUCAAGGCGCCGAAAAGCCAAGAACUGGUAGCCUUCCGCAAGAACAUCGAAAAGAACGAACUGGACAUGGUACGGAACAUCGUUCAGCUGAACCCGCGCUAUCUGGUCAGUUCGGGCGAUACGCCCACCAUCUUGAAGGAAGGUCCCCGCUACAACGCGCUGCAUGUGGCCGCCAUCGAGGGCAACACGGACAUGUGCAGGCUGGUCUUGCAGACGAUCGAAAAUCCCAGCUUCAUCGAGUUCCUGCACGGCCAGCGGAAUCCCUCGACCGACGAGGUCAGUGCCAUCCUGUUGGAUCUGUAUCUGAACAUGCCGGACAAGUGCCGGAGCGAGACGCCGCUGCACUUUGCCGCCAAGUUUGGAUCGGUGGGCGUGGUGGAAGUGCUGAUCUCGUAUCCCCAGUGCAAGAUGACCAAAAACUGCGACGGACACCUGCCAAAAGAUAUCAUUUGCAACCGCGCCAAAAGUAAAAACGACACGCCAGAAAUUCGCAAGGCCAUAGCAGAUCUGCUGCAGGAGCGGUUUUUCGUGCCGGUUAUCCGGGCCGUGGACAACAGCACGCCGCCGGUCGUGGGAGAACCGUUCACAUUCACGAACCCACCGAAUCUGGAAGCCAAAGACCGCUUCAGUCCGAAGCUGGAAAUCAAAGCCUACGCCGGACCAAUGGACAAAGAGAAGGCACAUGUUUUCUGCAAACGGUGGAAGACACCGCCGAGGUUGAUCCCCUCGCCGAAGUUUAUCUCGCCGGUGAAGGCACUGAGUUCGAGUAAGAUUCCGGUGUCCACGUUGGGGGCACUCAGUCCGCUGUCGUCGACUCCGAUAGGGAAGAAAGCCGGCGGUCGGAGAGCUCUGUUUCCCAAUAGGUCUUUCGAGUUGGAUGCGGACGAGCACGAUAAAAGUAAUUCGUUGAAUAACAAUUUCGAAAUCGAUGUCGUCAAAGAGGACGUGGAUCAGGAAGCACUGGAGGAGCAGCGACAACUGGACGAGAAAAAUGGAAACAGUUUAAAGCCGACACCAAAAAUUAUCAACAUGCGAGCGAGCCCAAUAAAGAGAGGAAUCGAUGGAUUCCUGUUCCGGAAGUACCGUGAAAGACUACAGAACUCGUUUGCCACUAUCUACGACGAUGAUGAUGACGACAUCGACGGAGCGAUGAAUGACAGUCGAGAACUGGAGAACGUGGCAGAGAGAUCCAUGGGAAACGGUGAGGCAAACUACAGCUAUUUCUGCGAUGAAAACAACUCGAUCUACGAGGGUACGAAUAUCACGGAAUCACCGUCGUUCAAAGAACGGAAACUGCGACUGACUGACACGGAGAAAGGGCUUGAGAUUAUUGGGCGUAACUUGGCCCAGGAUCACGACGUCGGUUGGAACGAAUACUGGAACUUUUUGGGAACCUUCGCCGACCUGAGAAGCAAUGAAGGCUUACAACUCCUAGAAGACUACCUCCGAAAGCGCCAACUCCAGCUAGAUUUUAACGAACAGGAAGCACUCCUAAAAGCAUCCCGUCUUCCGGUGGCCGUCAAAACCCCGAUCCCCACGCUAGAAAAACCAAACGACAGCCUCGGUUCGAUCUGCGACGCCCUGGACAAGAUGUCCCUGGCCGAAGCGCUGAAAGCCUCGCCACAGAUAACUGCCGCCAACUUCCGUAAGCGCUUGGGCAAUCAACAACCGGCUACUACUCCCGCACCCGAACCGAUCCGCUCGAGGAUCACCAACCCGUACCUGUGCCUGCACAACUCGCUGCAGGUCUUUGCCAAGCGGUUCGUCAAGAACCUGGACGCGAGCAGCAGCAGCACCAUGACGCUGGACUUUGGGGCGUUCUUCCAGCAGGCCGUGGUGGACUGCGUCCGGAAGCUCAACACCAUGGUGGACAACUACCGGAAGGAUGCCGCGUUCGGGUCGAUCGACUUUAGCAAGGUGCACUCGCGGUACGCGCAGCUGAUCGUGAUCACGAUCGAGCAGCAGCGGGACACGGCACAGGGGGUGAUUCACCGACUGAAAGUCCUGCUGGACAAAAGCCGGGAGCUCAACUCGGCCAGUCGCUAUCCGGACAUGCACGAUAGUCUGAUGUGCCUCCAGAACUUCCUCGAUUUCUACAUCUACAAAAAGGCCGAACUGAUGCGUGGAAAUAAUCAGACGAACUCCUCCGACCAGGAGGACACUUCUGCACAAGAUUCCUCACCACACCAAACGGAGGACAGCUGCAGUCGGACGUGGCGCGAAGAUCCACUGGUGCACAGUUGCAACUGUCGGAUCGACGGAGUCUACGCCAAGAAGGGCAGCCUGGAACGGUUGAACAAACGGCGCGAGCAACGGAAAUUAGCGGCCGCGGCAGCCAAUAGCAGCAGUAGCAUUGCGGCAACAAUGCUGAGCAGAACCAUUUCUAGUCUGGGACGUUCGAUGACAGCAGCGCCGACGACGACGCCGACGUCGACGGAGCUAGGGAACUUCGAAACGUAUCGGAAUCCCGCGGCGACGGCUCUUGGCGGGGCGUCCGACGAGGAGGAUGACGAAUACUUUAGCUGCAGCGACUCGGAGCUGGAAAGCGGGACCGAUUCGGAUGAUCCGAACGUGAGCUACGAGACACCUCCGUCGAGCCCUUCGUUCUUCUCGAAAACGGGCGAGUUCGACUUCAGUACGUUGUCUUCGACUGAAGAUGACAAAGCCAUGCUGAGUGCGACGGACGAUGAGCGGGACGAGGAUCAGUUCUUGGACGUGGAAGAGCGCGAGGAAGACAGCAGUGGUAGUAGCGAUGGCAAGGAGGAGCAGUACAAAGUCUUCAUUGAGGGGCAGGAACCCAGCAAGCAGGACGUCGACGUGCUGAACGUGCUCGAAAAGCGUGUGAUAGAUCAGGACAAGUUUCCGCUGGUGCAUGAAUGGCGGAAAGCGAUGCUCAAGCUACCGGUGGAGGAGAGGGAUAGAUUAUCCUCAAAUACGCAGAAAUCUCGUUGGCGAGCGGCCAUCAACGGAGGCAUUUCGGUGUCGGAUCUCAGCAGUGGUAACAACAAUAGCGCCCCUCUCAUCGGCGGGGGCGGUGAGUCACCUCCGGCCAGUCCUGUGGGUUCCGUCUCCCGAGUGUUUCGGACCGGAAGCUUGGGCAGCACUGGCGCCAACAGCACUACUUCCUUCGAUAGUCGAAUAAGCUUGAUGAACGUUUCUGACUAUGCCGGUGGCCGGAUCCAUCAGCGAGUAGCUCCAGCGCCAUCUUCGUAGUCCCGAUCCUCCCGGACGGUUGGAAGGUUAGUUUUUCGUUCUAGCUUAGAGUUUUUCCUUGUUUUAUUGAAUUGGUUCUGCGAGACUCUUAUUUUAUCCAUGAGCAACGGAUCGACACGUACGAUAACUCUUGUUAUUCGUUGUUUAAGUGAUUUUAUUCCCUUUAUUUGAAUUAAUUCUGCUAGAAGCUCCAUUUUCCAUAAUUUUAACUUAUCGGCGAUCCGGAGGCUCAUGAUUCAGGAAUCACUUAGCAUUAGUAUGUAAAGAGGAAAACCAGCCUGCCAAAAAACCCUAUGAGGACGCCAUGUUCCGAGAACUGAGAAGUCACCAAACUCUUACAAUUCCUCGUCAUCACCGCUCGAACUACAAAUCAGCGACAAGUGUGAAGAACCAGUGUCCAUUGUGAGACUUAAUAAGCCUUCAUUUUUCCGUUUUUACUCCUAACAUUAUCAGAAUUUUACACUAAGUGAGCGAACUAAGCGAUUGAAUGAAAAAAAAAACAUUAUUAUAUGGGACAUUUAUCUAAAGAAAUGCAAACAUUAGUCAAUCUUUAAA